Molecule: messenger RNA, 1302 nt
Organism: Gryllus bimaculatus (two-spotted cricket)
Lineage: Eukaryota; Metazoa; Arthropoda; Insecta; Orthoptera; Gryllidae
Source: the annotation of a GenBank genome assembly
AAGCCGAGCACCUCAGAAUACUCACCGGGAGAAGCAACAGCGUACGUCGCUCAACGAAACGGACCAGAGACCUCACCAGAAAUUUCAGAACUUAAAAAAAACGAAAGCAAUUUUUGUCCUGAGGGCUCUGGGACUUACAGCGUGACACAUAUGGACGACACACCAGCUAAAAAUCUCGAAGUCCAAGAGAGUUCCGAUCAAAGACCAUCUGAAUCAAUAGACUACCUGGAAAAUAAAGAUCCCUUGCAAAGGACUUCCUCGGGCGCAUCUUUGGGCCUCCUCCCAAGAGGCCGCAAGCCACUCUCCCCAAGCACCUCUGAGCUCGCAGACGCACAACUGCGAUGGCUGUCUAAGAGUUUGCAGAACAUAAGCGCUCACGAAGACAACAGACUGUUUCAAAAACGAGGAAGUUUCCCUCCCGUAAAUGAGCGGACUCAUUCCCAAAAUUAUGUUCCUAAUUUACACGAAUCUGCUCCUAUGGGGCGAUGCACACAUCCAAAUGAACGAGCGGAUAGUGAGAUACCAACGAAGCUCGACCACGGAGCGCCGAAUUGGAGUAAGGAAGAGAGUGUUCCCAAAAUUCAACAAUCCACCACGCACACUGAUGUUUCUCCAUUAAAAUUAAAUUUUCAAAAUAGUGACAUUUCUUUGAAGAGGAACUUAGACGUUCCAAAUAUUGAAGACACGUCAAAAAAAGAUUCGUGCAUAUCAGACACCAGUGUUCAACAACCUGCCACGGACGGUGAAAGAUCGCUGAAAAAGGUUGACUCUCACGUUCCGACAGUGUUUAGUGUAAAUCUCCCAUCGUCGUCGGGGAACAUUUACAGACCGGGUCCGGUAAACUCGUUCCUUCAGAAGGAAUGUGAAGAAAUGAAGGACGCCAUUCUCUUUUCUAGGCGCAGAAGCAGAUCUCAGGAUCAACCCGAGCCUGAAGUCGCGCCCCCCGACGGGAUGUACCGGUGUAUCAAGGCCGUUUCAAAAACAAACCGGAAGUGCUCCGGCUACGGCUCGCACUUCCAAUCUCUGCACAAAAUGAGCGGUGAUCGUGGGCGACACGCAGCAGGGCGCUCGCUGUUCGUGGACCACAGCCUCUCCUCGUCCUGCUGGCAGGACUCCCUCUCCAAGGAGCACUGCGUGAAGCAGGUGUCCAUGUGCUCCAACAGCCAGCGCAAGAUGGGCUUCUGCGCGAAGAAGAAACGCCCGCCUCCGAGAGAACGGGCAGGGGGUGGCGGGGGCGCUGGGGGCGGUGGCGGGGCCGGCGGGUGGGCGGGCCGGUGGGUGGGGCGGGGGCCGGCUGCAUGA